AUGGAACAGACACAGACUGUGGCGCAGCAAGAACGAGAGAGAGACAGCGGGGCGAGAGAGCGACAGCGGGGCGAGAGAGCGAGAGAGCGACAGCGGGGCGAGAGAGAGACAGCGGGGCGAGAGAGAGACAGCGGGGCGAGAGAGAGACAGCGGGGCGAGAGAGAGACAGCGGGGCGAGAGAGAGACAGCGGGGCGAGAGAGAGACAGCGGGGCGAGAGAGAGACAGCGGGGCGAGAGAGAGACAGCGGGGCGAGAGAGAGACAGCGGGGCGAGAGAGAGACAGCGGGGCGAGAGAGAGACAGCGGGGCGAGAGAGAGACAGCGGGGCGAGAGAGAGACAGCGGGGCGAGAGAGAGACAGCGGGGCGAGAGAGAGACAGCGGGGCGAGAGAGAGACAGCGGGGCGAGAGAGAGACAGCGGGGCGAGAGAGAGACAGCGGGGCGAGAGAGAGACAGCGGCUUGGCAAGAGAGAGACAGCGGCUUGGCAAGAGAGAGACAGCGGCUUGGCAAGAGAGAGACAGCGGCUUGGCAAGAGAGAGACAGCGGCUUGGCAAGAGAGAGACAGCGGCUUGAGGAAGGGGAGCUACAGCGGCAGAACUUUCCUUCAGUCCCAGAGCAGCAGCCCAACAAGAAGCAGCAGCAGCAGCACAACAAGAAGCAGCAGCACAAGAAGCUGCAACAGUGA
This is a messenger RNA of Xenopus laevis (African clawed frog), 684 nucleotides long. RefSeq names its product octapeptide-repeat protein T2-like. NCBI's taxonomy places the organism in Eukaryota, Metazoa, Chordata, Amphibia, Anura, Pipidae. The record is from RefSeq and is a predicted model, not a curated record. The coding region runs from base 1 to 684 and encodes 227 amino acids. The transcript is spliced from 2 exons.